UGCGGUUCUUUGUACUGGAGGCGGGUGGUGCCGGCGCCCGGCGUGGGCGUGGGGGCCAGGGCGGGCCCAAGCCUUCAGCCCCCCGACUCCCACCAGCCCCUCUCUGCAUCCCUGUGGAGGCGCCAGGACGGGCCGGCCGGGGACCCCAAAGGUGAAAAUGCUCAAGUUCAAGGCCUUUUGCCUGGAUUACUGGCAGUUUCUGUGUCUGCAGCCGCUGCACGGCAUCUAUAAAAGCGUCGAGGGCGAAGGCCCCAGCAGCGACACCGGCACGUCCCUGGACAGCCCCUCGGCCUACCACCAGGGUCCGCUCGCACCCGGCUCCAGCCUGAGCCCCGACCACUACGAGCACGCGGCCGUGGGCGCCUAUGGGCUGUACCCGGGGCCGCCGGGCCAGCAGCGCGUGCGGAGGCCCAAGCUGCAGCACUCGACGUCCAUCCUGCGCAAGCAGGCCGAGGAGGAGGCCAUCAAGCGCUCGCGCUCGCUGUCCGAGAGCUAUGAGCUCUCCUCCGACCUGCAGGACAAGCAGGUGGAGAUGCUAGAACGGAAGUAUGGGGGACGCCUGGUGAGCCGCCAUGCCGCCCGCACCAUCCAGACGGCCUUCCGCCAGUACCAGAUGAACAAGAACUUCGAGCGCCUGCGCAGCUCCAUGUCCGAGAACCGCAUGUCGCGCCGCAUCGUGCUGUCCAACAUGAGGAUGCAGUUCUCCUUCGAGGGGCCCGAGAAGGUGCACAGCUCCUACUUUGAGGGCAAGCAGCUCUCCGUGACCGACGACGGCGGCCCCCCGCUGGGGGCGCUGGUGCCGCCCGAGUGCGGGGACCUGGGCGAGCCCCCCGCCCUGCCCUCGCCCGCCCCGGCCGGCGGCGGCGACUUCACCGACGCCAUCACCGAGCUGGAGGACGCCUUCUCGCGGCAGGUGAAGUCGCUGGCCGAGUCCAUCGACGACGCCCUCAACUGCCGCAGCCUGCACGCCGAGGAGGCCGGGGCGGCCCCCGACGCCGAGCCCCCGCCGGCCCUGCACGGCGUGGACCCGCGCCGGCUGGACGAGAUGACGGCCUCCUACAGCGACGUCACCCUGUACAUCGACGAGGAGGAGCUGUCGCCGCCCCUGCCCCCAGCCCAGGCCACCCACCCGCACCGGCCGGGCAGCGCCGAGGCCGACCUGCGGCUGCGGGCCGGGGGCGCUGUCCAGGACUACUGGGCGCUGGCCCGCAAGGACAAGGGAGACGUGGACGCGAGCUGCCGGAGCACGCCGUCGCUGGAACGGCCGGAGCAGAGGUGCCGGCGAGCCGAGCACCUCCCGCUGCUCACCAUCGAGCCGCCCAGCGACAGCUCCGUGGACCUCAGCGACCGCUCGGACCGCGGCUCGCUCAAGAGGCCGGGCGCCUACGAGCGCGGCCCCGGCGGGCCGCAGGGCAGCCCCAAGCACGGUGCCGCCCCCAAGGGCCUGGCCCGGGAGGAGCCCGAGCUGCGGGCCCGGCCCCCGCGGCCCCUGGACGGCCACCUGGCCAUCAACGGCUCGGCCAACAGGCAGAGCAAGUCCGAGUCGGACUACUCGGACGGGGACAACGACAGCAUCAACAGCACCUCCAACUCCAACGACACCAUCAACUGCAGCUCCGAGUCCUCGUCCCGCGACAGCCUGCGGGAGCAGACGCUGAGCAAGCAGACCUACCACAAGGAGACGCGCAACAGCUGGGACUCGCCCGCCUUCAGCAACGACGUCAUCCGCAAGCGCCACUACCGCAUCGGCCUCAACCUCUUCAACAAGAAGCCUGAGAAGGGCAUCCAGUACCUCAUUGAGCGCGGCUUCGUGCCCGACACGCCCGUGGGGGUCGCCCACUUCCUGCUGCAGCGCAAGGGCCUCAGCCGGCAGAUGAUCGGCGAGUUCCUGGGCAACCGGCAGAAGCAGUUCAACCGGGACGUGCUCGACUGCGUGGUGGACGAGAUGGACUUCUCCGCCAUGGAGCUGGACGAGGCGCUGCGCAAGUUCCAGGCGCACAUUCGCGUCCAGGGGGAGGCGCAGAAGGUGGAGCGGCUGAUCGAGGCCUUCAGCCAGCGCUACUGCAUCUGCAACCCCGGGGUGGUGCGGCAGUUCCGGAACCCCGACACCAUCUUCAUCCUGGCCUUUGCCAUCAUCCUGCUCAACACGGACAUGUACAGCCCCAACGUCAAGCCCGAGCGCAAGAUGAAGCUGGAGGAUUUCGUCAAGAACCUGCGAGGAGUGGACGACGGCGAGGACAUUCCCCGUGAGAUGCUGGUUGGAAUCUACGAGCGGAUUCGCAAGCGGGAGCUGAAGACCAACGAGGACCAUGUGUCCCAGGUGCAGAAGGUGGAGAAGCUCAUCGUGGGCAAGAAGCCGAUCGGAUCCCUGCACCAUGGCCUGGGCUGUGUGCUGUCACUGCCCCACCGGCGCCUGGUCUGUUACUGCCGGCUCUUCGAGGUCCCCGACCCCAGCAAGCCCCAGAAGCUGGGGCUGCACCAGCGAGAGAUCUUCCUGUUCAACGACCUCCUGGUGGUCACCAAGAUCUUCCAGAAGAAAAAGAACUCGGUGACGUACAGCUUCCGGCAGUCCUUCUCGCUGUACGGCAUGCAGGUCCUGCUCUUCGAGAACCAGUACUACCCCAAUGGCAUCCGACUCACCUCUGCCAUCCCCGGGGCAGAUAUCAAAGUGCUGAUAAACUUCAACGCACCCAACCCUCAGGACCGCAAGAAGUUCACGGACGACCUGCGCGAGUCCAUUGCUGAAGUGCAGGAGAUGGAGAAGCACAGGAUAGAGUCCGAGCUGGAGAAGCAGAAGGGCGUGGUGCGGCCGGGCACGGCGCAGUGCUCCAGCUUGCGGAAGGAACCGGGUGGCAGUGCACUGAGCCGGGCCUGCCUGGACGACAGCUACGCCAGCAGCGAGGGCCUGAAACGCAGCGCCCUCAGCAGCUCCCUGCGCGACCUCUCGGAAGCGGGGAAGCGUGGGCGCCGCAGCAGUGCGGGAUCGCUAGAGAGCACUGUGGAAGGGUCCAUCAUUAGCAGUCCUCACAUGCGCCGGAGAGCCGCAUCAACCCGCGAGUGUCCAUCCCGCCCACACCAGGCCCUGCCCAACUCCUCCUCCUCCCUCCUGGGCUCCCUGUUCGGGAGUAAGAGAGGGAAGCUCCCUCCCCAGGCCCUCCCGGCCGCAGCCCCCCCGCAGCCGCCCCCGCACCCGGGGCCUCCCGAGGGCCCGCCCCCCGGCCCGGGGCACGGACACCACUGUGCCCAGUACUGCCCCCUGCAGAGCCCGCCCCCCUACCACCACCACCACCACUACCACCCGCCCCAGCACGCCCCGCACCCACACCAGUACCACCACGGGCCCCACGCCGGGCACCCCCCCUACGGGGCCUACACGCACGGCCCCCACGCCGGCCACGGGGGCCACGCGGCACACCACCACGGGCAGCCCCCCGCCCCGCCGCCCCCCACCAGCAGCAAGGCCAGGCCCAGUGGCAUCAGCACAAUCGUGUAGGCAGCCUGGGCGGGUCCCUGACUCCGCGGGAGCAUCGGCACACCCGGCCGGGGGCGCCCCGGCCAGACCCAGGGCACACGUGUCUCCAGCCCUCCCCGCGCUCCCCCCAGGGGCGCACCCCACCCCCUGGCGCCGCAAUGCAACCCUCACCCCCAGCCCGGGCCGGGCGAGGGAACAACGUUCCCCCCGCACCUGGGCGCUGUCCACUUCCGCCCACGGGCAGGGCCGCGGCCCCCAACCGGCCAAGGAGUGUGCACUGGGCCCCGGCAGCCCCCUGCAGCCCUCGGCGCUCUGCUGCCCGGUUGCACACGCAUAUGAGAACUCAGACAAAGAAGAAACGAGACACACAACCAGAAACUAAAACCAAACGACCCCCAAACGCGCUGCGUUCUUGCUCUUUUAUUGACAAUGGGCAAAAAAAUAAUAAUAAUAAUAAUAACUAAGUAGACCUGAUAUGGUUGAUGAAAAUCCGUAAGUAAACUUUAUAUAAUAUAAAUAUAUAAAUAUAUAAAUAGAGAUUAUAAAUAUGAAUAUAUAUAUAUAUACUGUAUAGGGAACGGUGGCGUGGGAAACCGAGGGCCACUACAGCCCCGGUCAGCAAUACAGAGGUGACCAGGCGUUCCUCAGCCCGCCAGGAAGACAGGACCGUAGCUGAAUGUGUGGGAGGAUAGUCCAGAAACCCAGCCGCUAGGAACAUGCCGGACCUGUCCAUGUUUUUCUACAAGAGCCUCGUCUCGCAGGGGCUGGUACUCCAUCACCACUGACUGUGCCAAGUACCGCCAUAGCACCUAACCGUCUAAAGAGAACCCGGUAGCGCUUUGUAGAAACCCUUAUUUUAUUAACAGAAUACUCUCCUAAGUACUCAGUAUUAUAACUGCUCUUUCAGGUAAGCGACUAGAUAACAAUGCAGUAAAAACAAAAACAAAACAAAAAAAAAAA
Sorex fumeus (smoky shrew) is the source of this 4432-nucleotide messenger RNA. It is a transcript of the gene IQSEC1, whose product is annotated as IQ motif and Sec7 domain ArfGEF 1. The coding region runs from base 158 to 3493 and encodes 1111 amino acids. Gene Ontology annotation, molecular function: guanyl-nucleotide exchange factor activity; protein binding. The record is from RefSeq and is a predicted model, not a curated record. NCBI's taxonomy places the organism in Eukaryota, Metazoa, Chordata, Mammalia, Eulipotyphla, Soricidae. The transcript has 14 exons. Gene Ontology annotation, biological process: actin cytoskeleton organization; regulation of ARF protein signal transduction.